This is a messenger RNA of Brassica rapa (field mustard), 3535 nucleotides long. Its product is annotated as pirin-1. Lineage: Eukaryota; Viridiplantae; Streptophyta; Magnoliopsida; Brassicales; Brassicaceae. The record is from RefSeq and is a predicted model, not a curated record.
GAGUAGUGCUUGGAAAAUGGAUUUGUGUGAUUGAGAGAGUACUGUGGUGUAUAGUCUUUUGACUUUUGAACAAAAGAGUUAGAUUCAGUACACCUAAAAAGUGAAAUCUUCUUUUGUCCUCAUCUUUUCACACACCAAGAAUCAAUAACUAUCAUUAUGUACUUGAGUAAAUAAAUUGUGUGCUAUUUUUAGCGUGCGAAUAUACAUAUGGCCUCCAUCAGAGCAUAUCGUAUCGUGACUAAUUUUUUUCAGGUUUAAUUCGGGUUUUAGUGUGUAUGUUUCUUGAUUUAAAUCAGAACUAAAUCUGAACUGUUUAUAAUUCGAUCCUAGUUCGGUUUCAUAAAAAAAAAAAACACCGAAAAAAUUCAGUUAGAUCUAAACCAAUCCGAUCCAAAAUAUAUUGGCUUGUAGAUGAGUUCAAAACAUCCCAACCUGAAUAAGUCAAUUUGAUAAGGCUUAAUGAUAUAGUGUUGUCAUUGCUUGUUUUUGAAGUUUUGAAAUUUUUUUUCUUAAAGAAAAAAAAAAGACCACAAACUUUUUUAUUGCGAUAGUGUUCACUUACCUUGAAUAAAAUGUGGACGUUCAUCAAAUCAUCCACCAACUUUUCUUUUUGUCAACUUUUAUAUAAGAAAACUCUUAACAUGUGGUCGAUAUAAUAGUUUGAUAAUAUUUUUACUAUUAUUUUGUAGAUUUUAGCGCCUGACAGGAGAUUAUCAAGAAUAUAAAAACAUUGUCUUGAUUAGCGGUUUAAGCAGCCUGUUAUUAAUCAACGUAGCACGACAACGAACAGCUUUUUAAAAUAUCAUUAUUUUUGUUUCAAAUAAUCAGAAAGUUAGGUUUGAGUUGUUCGAACUACAUUGUUUUAGGGACUUAUGGAGGAAUUAAGACGUAGUGUGAACAACCAAUGAAAAAACAUUUGCUCCUGGUCAAACCAUGUCUGCUCUUUAAGAGUUAAGCCAUCACUAGUUAUGAACUAUAUAGCAAAAUUUUAGAUAGUAUUCAAUUUUUACAUUAAAAUGGUUAUGUUUCAUUUUCUCAAUGGGACCAUCAUAAAACCUAACUUCACACAGAUUGCAUAGACUGGUAAGAAAAAGAUGUGAAUGAAUCAUUAUUCGCAGAUGAUGUAUAGAUGGAGAGAACAACCAUUUUACAAGGCUGUCCACUUUUUUUUUUGCAUUAUAAUAAGACUUGUAAAAUUUAGUCCCUUAUUCUUUACAAAUGGAUGUAUAUGUAUGCAUAUUUGAUAAAAUAAUUUUAUUUCAAUCUUUUGUUUUUUAAAUUGAAUAAUGAAUAAUUAAGUUGCUUAGAGAAAAAAUUCAACAACACUAAGAGUCAUAUGCGAAUGUUGCUGUAUACAGUAAGAACCUAUAAAUAAUGUGAGGAUUAUGAUAAUUUAUUAAUUUAUAGAGUUAUUAAUUUAAAGAAUAUUAUAUUUUUAGAUUUAUAGUUUUAAAAUUAUUUAUUUAAAAGAUGAAAUAAUAUUUUGUUUCAUGAUGUUAUAUGUCAUUUAAACUUUAUAGAUUUAAAUUUCAUCUAUAUUAAUUAAUUAGUUGAUAUAUUUGAUGUAUACUGAAUAAAUAUAGUAGAACAUAAAUGUUUUUAUGUGUAAUUUGAUGAAGUAAUACCAAAAUAUUGAAAUGAAAAAUAAAAUUAGAGAUGAAAGUCAUUAUGAGAAUGAAUAAAUAGUAAAAUGCUUUGUUUAUAUUUAUAUAAAAUUUAUAUAUUUAGUAGUUAUUAAUUUAUUAUUUUAAUAAGACCAUAUAUAUAUUUAGUUAAAAGUUUUUUAAUUUAUUAUUUUAUUGAUUUAAAUCAUAUUUUACAUUGGCCUAAUUUGAGACUGGAAAUUUUUUUAUUUUAUUGUGUUAUAGGAUCCUAGAUGCAAUGUUUUUUGGCAAUAUUUUUUACAAAAAAAAAAAAUGUUUUUUGGCAAUACAGAUGCAAUGUUUCUUAUUAAAAAUGUUAACCGACGUAUAAUGUUCAUUAUUCACAUGCGAGUGUGAAUAUGAAAUCGCAUGCGUGCGCAGCGCCAACAAUAUCAUUCACUUGUCAGUUUAAAAUCAUGCAGCAAUGAUUUUCUUUCCGACGUAUCACAGAGUAUCGUGUUCACGUGGCGCCUAUAACGAUUUGCAUGUGUGAACGCAAUAUUUUCGAUUAUUUUUCAGAUUAAACAAAACAUAUAAAACUAUUAGAAUUCGUAAUCCUACGUUUAUUAUUCAAAGUGUCAAACCAUAUUUUAUACUAUCGCUGGUUAAUCAUCAUAGACCAUUUCUAAUAAAAAAAAAUAUCAUAUAACAUGAUUCAUAGAUGUUGGUCCACGCCCCAUAUCAUCCAUAGGACCUAUUCGCCUUCACCUACAACUACUAGUUCUAUUCGAUCCUGUGCAUCUCUCUCUCUCUCUAUGACUAUAUAUAUUACACGCACUUAAAUGGAAGUUGUAGGUGAAGAGAAUACAAAGAACUACUUCCUCCAUCAUCAUCACGAUGUCUGCUUCUUGCGACUCUGAUAGAGUAACGAGACAGGUAAUCAAGAAUGUUUUAGCAAAGCUUCAGAAAGAAGGCGAAGGUGCUCUCGUUAGGAACGGCAUCACAGAGAUUCACCAGGCGUUAUUGGACCCCUUCGUGCUGCUAGUUGAUUUUUCAUUUUCGCUUACAGCUGGAUUCGCAGAUCAUCCCCACCGAGGUUUUGAAAGUGUUACUUACAUGCUAAAAGGAGGUAUCAUUCACAAAUAUCUCAAAGGCAAUGAAAGUACAAUCAAAGCCGGAGAUGUUCAGUGGAUGACAGCAGGAAGAGGAAUCAUUCAUUCCGAGUUUCCAGAAGAAGAAGUCAACAAUGGCUUACAGCUUUGGAUCAACCUUCCUUCCAUACACAGAAUGAUCGAGCCAAAGAACCUAGAACUGUCAAGCUUAGAGAUUCCAAGAGCAGAGAAAGAUGGAGUAGAGGUCAAAGUCAUAGCCGGAGAUUCAUUGGGAAUCAAAUCUCCUUACUACACAACAACACCAAUAAUGUUCCUUGACUUUACCCUCAAGCCAGGGUCUCAAACCCACCAGACAGUUCCAGAAUCUUGGACCGCUUUCGCCUACAUUCUAGAGGGUGACGAGGGUGUGUUCGGUUCCUUGAAAUCUUUGGCUAUUCAGGCUCACCAUGUUGUUGUGUUUGGACCAGGGGAUUUAGUUAGCGUGUGGAACAAGUCAACCUCUAGGGCAUUGAGGUUUCUGUUAAUUGCAGGGGAACCGAUCGGUGAGCCUUUGGUUCAGUGUGGUCCGUUUGUGAUGAGUUCACAGGAUGAAAUAGAUAUGGCUUUUGAGGACUAUCGGAAUGCUAAGAACGGGUUUGAACUGGCUAAGAGUAGUUAGAGGUCACAUAGAAAAUAGUUUGUAAACAAAAACCAUACGAAUUUUUUUGGGUUUUUUUUUUCACAUUCAAGAUGAGAUCAAUGUUAGGGGAAUAGUAACAAUUCUCUUUUUCAGAAAGUUAAUAAGAUAUGUUCAUAUAUAACUUCAACUUCAUAAUUUUAAAUAAAGAUUUUGCUGAUAAA